UACCUAUUAAAUCCACGUUAGAUCUCCAAAAGUUUGGUUAAGGGUGCAUGAAAGUAACUAUAAGAAAAAGCGGCCAAGUGCGAGUCGGACUCGCCCAUGAAGGGUUCCGUACCAUUUAUGACGUAUUAAAAAAAAACUACUUACUAGAUCUGGUUCAAACCAAUUUUCGGUGGAAGUUUGCAUGGUAAUGUAUAUCAUAUAUUAUUUUUAGAUUUUUCUUUCUGUUAUUUUAGAAGUUACAGGGGGGGACACACAUUUUUUCACUUUGGAAGUAUCUCUCGCGCAAACUAUUCAGUUUAGAAAAAAAUGAUAUUAGAAACCUCAAUAUCAUUUUUGAAGACCUAUUCAUAGAUACCCCACACGUAUGGGUUUGAUGAAAAAAGAUUUUUUGAGUUUCAGUUUGGGGACCCCCAAAAUUUAUUGUUUUUUUUUCUAUUUUUGUGUAAACAUCAUAAUGCGGUUCAUAGAAUACAUCUACUUACCAAGUUUGAACAGUAUAGCUUUUAUAGUUUCGGAAAAAAGUGGCUGUGACAGAAUCGGACAGACAGACGGACAUGACGAAUCUAUAAGGGUUCCGUUUUUUUGUCAUUUGGCUACGGAACCCUAAAAAGAGAGAGCGGUCAAAUUAGUAUCAUACUUAUCAUCUCACGCGUUGAUUUAUUGUUAGGAGUGCGAUUCACACAGUACUAUCGCAUCAAAAGUAUCAAAACAAUGUCUAAAAUCUGCAUGCCGCAUGCCGCUCCAGUUGAACAAUCUGUGAAUUGAACUGAAACUAUCCUUCAACAUUGCUUGAAACAACGCGUCAUUUUCCGUGAGGCAUGUUGCCAGCUCGCACGCCAGGUUGCGCGCCAGACACGCGUCAGUCCCGCGCCACUCCCCGACAAGCGUGCAACUUUGUAUACACGCUCGCAACAUGGCAGUAACCUACACCAACGAACUCGUGCUACAACUCGUCCAAAGCUACAAAAACCAUGAGCUCCUCUGGGACCCUUCGAACCCCGAUUUCAAAAACAGAACAAAGAAAAACGACGCGUGGGAAGACGUCGCCAAUACCGUGAAUAUCCCGAGAAGGGAAGUUGAAUCCAAAAUGCAUACGUUGCGUUCGCAGUUCGCUAGAGAGAAGAAGAAAAUAGCUCAAUUGAGAAAAAAAGGGAAUGACUUGAAAUACGCUCCGUGGUUUGCCUACGAGUCAUUGAAGUUUUUAUUGAAAGGAGAAACAGAGACUGACGGAUGUGAUAGCUCUGAAAUGCGAAACAGCCACACCGACGAACUCUCCGAGCCUUACCACGUCGAAAAUUUCCAAAUAGCUGCCCCCAUCCCAAUGCUUUACGAAUCUACGGACACAACAGCAAACUUGUCAACCAACUCGAGGAAAAGAACCAAUUCAUACGAUGAUAAAUCUGAUGACCCAAUGGGAUAUGGUUUUGCUAAACAAUAUCGGCCAAGUUUAAAAUCUGUUCACGACGAAUUUGAAAUUUACGGGCAAUAUGUUGCUUCGGAACUUAGAGAGACUAAAGAUCUGCACUCUGUCCUAAUUGCGAAACGUUAUAUAAACGAUAUAUUGAUCAACGCACGCAUGGGAAAAUAUCGUAAAGAUUUUGCUAGUAAUAAUAGCAAGAGUAAAGGUAUUAAAACUGAACGUGAGCAUGAUUCUGAUGUGAAUGAUGAUGAAUAAAAUUAAAUUUCUAAAAGUAUUGACUUUUAAUGAACUCGUACGUCUAAAGCGAUAAUGAUACUAUUUUCAAUCAACAAACCAAUAAAAAAUGUGGCUACGUAAAAAAUGGGUGACAUGGGUUUACCAAUGUAGGGUACAUGCAUGCUCCUAGCUGUUUAUAAACAGCAUUAAAAUUUAUAAUUCGUACUCCUGUCUCUUUUUGUGUAACGAUAAUAUGGAAGAGAUUGUGCAGUAACUUUCAUUAUAACCAUGUUGAAGUUCAAAGUAAGAAGCAGCCUGCAAGCCUGGUGAUACAAUCACAUAAAUAUCUUGUUUCUAAAUCUUUCUUUGAGGACAUCAAAUCAGGUAGGUCCCAUCCAAAAAAUUCAAUAUAAUGUUUACCACGGAAUCAUUCUACUAGUAUACAAAAACAUGAUAUUUAUUCAGAAGGUUGGUAUUUCAAACCUAUCAUUACGUAAGCUUAAUAUGCA
Cydia pomonella (codling moth) is the source of this 2145-nucleotide messenger RNA. RefSeq names its product transcription factor Adf-1-like. The transcript is spliced from 2 exons. Lineage: Eukaryota; Metazoa; Arthropoda; Insecta; Lepidoptera; Tortricidae. The coding region runs from base 914 to 1675 and encodes 253 amino acids. The record is from RefSeq and is a predicted model, not a curated record.